CAGGUAUAUCCGAACCAUGUACCUGGGGAUCCAGAGCCAGCGGCAGAAGGAACACCAGCGGCGCUUUUACUGGGCUAUGAUGUACGAAUAUGCAGACGUAAACAUGUUGCGCCUCCUGGAGACUUUCCUCGAGAGCGCCCCCCAACUGGUGCUACAGCUCUGCAUUAUGAUCCAAAAGAACCGUGCAGAAACAUUACCAUGUGUGUCCUCUGUGGCGUCCCUGAUGUCCCUGGCUUGGGUGCUAGCCUCCUAUCACAAGCUUCUUCGGGACUCUAGGGACGACAAGAAGAGUAUGAGCUACAGAGGGGCCCUCAUACAUCUCUUCUGGCGCCUCUUCACCAUCUCAUCCAGAGUUAUUUCUUUUGCUCUCUUUGCUUCCAUCUUCCAGCUCUACUUUGGGAUCUUUGUAGUGGUCCACUGGUGCGCCAUGGCUUUCUGGAUCAUCCAUGGCGGGACAGACUUCUGCAUGUCUAAGUGGGAGGAGAUCCUCUUCAACAUGGUGGUAGGGAUUGUGUACAUUUUCUGCUGGUUUAAUGUCAAGGAAGGGCGGACUCGAUACCGAAUGUUUGCAUAUUACACUGUAGUCUUGACAGAGAAUGCUGCCUUGACACUCCUUUGGUAUUUUUACAGAGAUCCUAACACUACUGACUCAUAUGCCGUGCCAGCACUGUGUUGUGUCUUUCUUAGCUUUGCUGCUGGGAUAGCUUUGAUGCUGUUAUAUUAUGGUGUGCUGCAUCCCAUGGGGCCAAGAGCUAAGAUUUUUGCCAGCUCCUGUUGUGCCGAGCUGCUCUGGGGCAUUCCUUUGCCCCCUGAUGUUGAGCCCAUGGCACCUCAAACCCCUGGGUACCGGGGGGCCCAGGCUACGCCUACCAGAGCGGUCACGGAGCAACAGGAGGAACUCACAGCUGACACUUGCUUGCCAGUUUUCCAGGUGAGAGCAAUGGUGCCAUCUACUCCAUCUGGGCGGGCCUACUACCCAGAAGGUCCUCUCAUUAAGAUUGACAUCCCGAGAAAAAGGUACCCCGCAUGGGAUGCUCAUUUUGUAGACAGGAGGUUAAGAAGGACUAUCAACAUUCUCCAGUAUGUCACCCCCACAGCCGUAGGUAUUAGGUAUAGAGACGGACCUCUCUUAUAUGAGUUGCUACAAUAUGAAUCUUCACUUUAAAGCUCCUUUAAAAAAGAAAAAAAAAAUCGUAAAAGAGGGGACCUUAUUUUUGUUUACGGUAAAUACAGAUCAUGAAACAAACACAACCCUUCCGAUAAGCUUUCUUUCUGGUUGCUGUAUGUAUAAAAAAAAAAAAAAAAGAUAUUCUCUAUGUUUUGUAAGUAAAAACAAAAAGAAAAACUUUUCUUUUGUUUUUUACAUGCAAGAAACAGUAUUUCAACUUCCACACCUAGGAUCCAGAGGUGGAGAAGAGGCGUCUCCGUAUCCGUUUUAUACCUUAUACCAAGUGUAGAACAUUAUUUAUGGGAUUGGUGCUGAUUGAAAAAUAAAAACAAACAAACAAACAAACAAACCUACAACUGCCUUAUGCCCUGAGGUGCUGAGUUUCAUUAAGUACUGUCACCUUUCUCAUGCAAAACUCUUCAGUGAUUUUAUGCCAGGAAAAAAA
Messenger RNA from Gavialis gangeticus (Gharial), 1613 nucleotides. It is a transcript of the gene XKR6, whose product is annotated as XK related 6. The record is from RefSeq and is a predicted model, not a curated record. The transcript has 2 exons. Bases 17 to 1165 code for a protein of 382 amino acids. Lineage: Eukaryota; Metazoa; Chordata; Crocodylia; Gavialidae. Gene Ontology annotation, biological process: engulfment of apoptotic cell; apoptotic process involved in development; phosphatidylserine exposure on apoptotic cell surface. Gene Ontology annotation, cellular component: plasma membrane.